GACAUACUGUAUACUGUGUAGUGAUAUUCUGUGUUCUGAGCCUCAACAAUUACAGGCUGAUCCACUGCAACCAUGAACACCUCUGAGCUCUUCUACAGCAGUGACUCCCACCAUGAGAACAUUAUCUUUUCUGUCUUUUACAUCCUGGUUUUCAUCGUCGCCGUGCCCGGGAACGCUUUGGCACUGUGGGCCUUCUUUCACAAGGAGAACACGUCUCCAUCUAGGGUCUUCCUGGGGCACCUUUCUGUGGCAGACAUGUCUUACAUCCUCAUUUUACCCAUGAGAAUAGUUUACCACCUGUCAGACAACCACUGGCCCUUUGGACACAUCCUCUGCAAACUGUCAGGCUUCCUCUUCUACCUGAACAUGUACUGCAGCCUCUACCUGAUGAGUCUGAUCAGCCUGGACAGAUUUCUAGCUGUGGUUUUACCUUUAAAGUCUCUGUCAGUCAGGAAGGCUAAAUAUGCAAAGGUAGCCGUUGGUGUUCUUUGGGUGAUGGUUAUUGUCUGUAUGAGUCCUAUACUUUUUUCUGUCAGGGAUGUGACCAGCUCCCCUGGAACCUGCAACAAUCUCUACUUAGAAAAGACAACUCCCAAGGCUUUGGUUUCAACUAUUGUGGCGUUUGUUAUUCCCCUCACCACUGUGGUGGUUUCCUACAUACUGAUUCUGCUGAAACUGAGAACACUGAAACAACGAGAAGAACGGCCUGUGAAAGACAAAGCGAUGAAAAUGAUCAUCCUCAUUGUGACCAACUUCCUCUUUGCGUUUGUGCCCUAUCACGUGAGCCGGGUCAUCUACAUCAUGACUGCAGCAGCAGAAGACCGCUGGUCACUGGAAACAGCCAAUCGGAUCACAUCGGCCCUCACAUGUGUCAGUGGCGUGCUGGACCCGGUCAUGUACUUCUUCCUGAACCAAGCGUACAGGAACCAACUGAUCCUGCUGUUCUGUAAAAAGAGAAGAGGGCACAAAUGAAUAAUUAAUAUGUUUAGACAAUAGAUUUAUAUAUAGUAUAACUAAUUGUCUUUUUUUGGUUUCAUUUUUAGUGUUGGUUUGAACUGUUAAUGCAUUAAUUUGACCUCUACAAUAAAGUAUACAUCAGUGCACAAUAAAUUAUUCUAGGGCUCAGCAAUGUGGCCAAAAGUUAUAUCAAGAUAAAAAUGUUCAUAUCAGGCAAUAUUAGUAAUUAUCCCGAUAAAUGUGACAUUAUUUUCAUUUCUUUUAAGUGUACAUUUGAUAAAUAAAAAAUCAAUCAUCAAGUUAUCAAUUCUGUUUUCAUAUUUGUAUUUGCACAAUACAUAAGCAGUAUAAUCAAUAUACAUUGGACUUUGUUUUAUUGCCUGGUCCAAAUGUAUUCCAUUUAUCUUCCAGGCACUGUCUUGAAUUUUAAAAUUCAGAGAGUAAUUAUUUGGGUCAGUGUUUGUAUGAAAAGAAAAUAUUUAAAAAUAAAUAAAUG
Molecule: messenger RNA, 1453 nt
Organism: Paralichthys olivaceus (Japanese flounder)
Lineage: Eukaryota; Metazoa; Chordata; Actinopteri; Pleuronectiformes; Paralichthyidae
Product: uracil nucleotide/cysteinyl leukotriene receptor
Biological process (GO): phospholipase C-activating G protein-coupled receptor signaling pathway; positive regulation of Rho protein signal transduction
Cellular component (GO): plasma membrane
Molecular function (GO): G protein-coupled receptor activity
Source: RefSeq, a predicted model, not a curated record